UUUUAACUUUUUUGUCUGUAGAAUGAUUGAGGAGAGCGGGAAGAGGAGAAGGACAAUGGCAGAGAAGAGACAGCUAUUCAUGGAAAUGAGGGCUCAGAAUUUUGAUGUCAUCAGACUUUCAACAUAUCGGACUGCCUGCAAACUGAGAUUUGUGCAGAAAAGAUGUAAUCUUCAUCUUGUUGAUAUCUGGAAUAUGAUUGAAGCCUUCCGAGACAAUGGCCUUAAUACAUUGGAUCACAGCACAGAGAUCAGUGUUUCUCGACUGGAAACGAUAAUUUCAUCCAUCUACUACCAGCUAAAUAAACGCCUUCCUUCUAUUCACCAGAUCAGUGUGGAGCAAUCCAUCAGCCUUCUCCUCAACUUCAUGAUAGCUGCAUAUGACAGUGAGGGCCAUGGGAAGUUGACAGUGUUUUCAGUUAAAGCUAUGUUAGCAACCAUGUGUGGUGGGAAAAUACAAGACAAACUAAGAUAUAUUUUCUCCCAAAUGUCAGAUUCCAAUGGAUUGAUGAUAUUUACAAAGUUUGAUCAGUUUUUGAGAGAAGUUUUAAAACUUCCAACAGCUGUAUUUGAAGGGCCUUCUUUUGGAUACACAGAACAUUCUGUACGGACAUGUUUCCCACAACAAAAAAAGAUAACGCUAAAUAUGUUUUUAGACACAUUGAUGGUUGAUCCACCCCCUCAGUGCCUUGUGUGGCUACCUCUCAUGCACAGACUUGCACAUGUAGAAAAUGUCUUCCAUCCUGUGGAAUGUUCAUAUUGUCGGUGUGAGAGCAUGAUGGGUUUCCGGUACCGAUGCCAGCAGUGCCACAACUACCAGCUCUGUCAAAACUGUUUUUGGCGUGGCCAUGCAAAUGGCCCUCAUAGCAACCAACAUCAGAUGAAGGAGCAUUCCUCUUGGAAAUCGCCUGCCAAGAAGCUGAGCCAUGCAAUUAGUAAAUCUCUUGGUUGUGUGCCCACUAGAGAACCACCUCAUCCUGUAUUUCCUGAACAGCCAGAGAAGCCUCUUGAUCUUGCUCAUAUCGUUCCUCCUCGACCUCUGACAAACAUGAACGACACCAUGGUUACCCAUAUGUCCUCCGGAGCACCCACUCCAACAAAAAGGUUGCAGUACAGAGUGGACACUGCCAAUCGUUUAGCUGAUGAGCAUGCACUGAUAGCAACAUAUGUGAGCCGGCUACAGAACGGUACACGUGUCUUGGACAGCCCUAGCAGACUUGAUGAGGAGCACAGACUCAUUGCCCGAUAUGCUGCCAGGCUGGCUGCAGAAGCUGGAAAUGCACCACGCCCACCAACAGACCUGGGUUUCAAUUUUGAUGCCAAUAAACAACAAAGACAACUGAUAGCCGAACUGGAAAACAAAAACAGAGAGAUUCUGCAAGAAAUUCAGCGCCUCAGACUGGAGCAUGAACAAGCCUCCCAGCCAACCCCAGAGAAAGCUCAGCAGAACCCAACUUUGCUGGCAGAACUCAGGCUUCUACGGCAGCGAAAGGAUGAACUAGAACAGAGAAUGUCUGCACUUCAAGAGAGCAGAAGGGAACUGAUGGUGCAGCUUGAAGGGCUAAUGAAACUGCUCAAGGAAGAAGAGCAAAAGCAGGCAGCUCAAGCAGCAAGCUCCCCACACUCCUCACCUACCCAUGGAGCCAGUCGCCCAAUGCCAAUGCCGGUCAGAGCCACUUCCGCUGGCUCUACCCCCACGCACGUACCUCAGGACUCACUUGCGGGAGUCGGGGGAGAUGUGCAGGAAGCUUUUGCACAAGGUACACGAAGAAACCUCCGGAAUGAUUUAUUGGUAGCAGCUGAUUCAAUUACAAAUACAAUGUCUUCUUUAGUGAAGGAACUUCAUUCAGAUUCCCUAGUUACUGCUGAACAGUACGUUCACCAGUCCAAACCUUGUGUCUUAGCUGCAGCAGCAGCUGUGGAGUUAAUGAAGUCCUUCAUGUAUUACAGCAGCAAUCACUAGUGCUGUUAUAGUUCUUCUUCGAGUGAUGUCCCUGUGGGUGCCUCAUGUCAGAUGAUUGUGCGCCCCUGCGCCUCUAGUCAGAGAAUUUAGACAGCAAUGUCCGGUGGGCCCCACGUGCGCUGUCCCCUGAGAUCUAGAUUUAGGAUUAACUGUAUAGUAGAAGAUAGGAAAACAAGUUAUAACUAACUACUCUACCCCUUUUCUUUCUUCUCAUUUAAAAAAAUAAAUAAAAAUGUAUUAUUUUAUGUUAUGUUUCAUUCAUCCCUUUCUGGGAUAACUCCACCUGAGAAUGCCUGGGGAUGCCUGGGUUUUAAAUGUUACCUCUCCUGCCAAGAGGCAAUCCCCGUUUCAGAUGGACAUUCUCAGUGUGUCCGCUGCUUGGGGGAAACGCACAUACCCCAGAAGUGCUUCCAUUGCCACAACCUUAAGGCCCAUGCCAGGAAAGUGAGGGACCUUAAAUUCAAACUUAUCCUUAUGGAAAAAUCCCUCAGCCCGGACUCAGACUCAGAACCACAAACUUCUCCCAGUCAUCAGUUGGCUAUAAUCGCCAACUAUAUGACCUUGAUGGCAAAAUACAACCACACCAGUUAUUCUAAACUGUCUGAAUUUAUUGACUUUAUACCAGAAGACUAGUAGGAGCAAUAUAGGUCAGUCAUCGCUGAAGGCCACCUCCUGGCACAAACAGCUCUCCAGGUGUCAUUAGACUCGGCAGACACAGUGGAUAAUGGAGCAAAUAAUUAAGCAAUCAAUUUGCAAACAACAAGAAGAUAAUAAUAUGAUAAGUAACAAUCAGCAUG
Molecule: messenger RNA, 2757 nt
Organism: Trachemys scripta elegans
Lineage: Eukaryota; Metazoa; Chordata; Testudines; Emydidae
Gene: DTNB
Product: dystrobrevin beta
Exons: 18
Coding region: 23-1960 (645 amino acids)
Biological process (GO): synaptic signaling
Cellular component (GO): plasma membrane; synapse
Molecular function (GO): zinc ion binding
Source: RefSeq, a predicted model, not a curated record